AUGCCUCCUUCGGAUGCAAUCCCGGGGAACAUCCGUGUCUUCGUGCAUUGGGACGACAAUACCGUGUUCUCGGGCGAGGAAAUAAAGUGCCGAAUCACCUUCAAAAACGUUGCCCAACCAAAUAACCACGAGCGCUCUAGACAGCCGUCCCCCCUCCUAGGCACCCCGAGGAAGCCCACCUUCAGCAGCAGCAGCAACAGCAAUGGUCUGACGCCGCCCGUGUCCGGAAGAGGAGCGGGAGCAGGAGGAAGGGGUCACCGUACGACGCUGAGCUUGAACGUCCCCAGCGGCCAUUCGAGGAGCAAAAGCGGAAGCACGCCGACCUGGGUGCCGCAACCACCACCACCGACAACGGCAAGACCGGGACAUGCGCACAAGCGCUCGAUUUCCAUUGUCUCUAUCGGCUCGACCACUUCAACCGCUACAGCGGAGGACCCGUCACAUAGUAAUGGCUCACGCAUGCUGCCGCCUCAACGGCCAGGCAGGGGCCACGGACGAUCGUCGAGUUUGCAAAUAUCACCAAAGGCGAGCGUCCUCUUGAACGGGCCACAAUCUGCAGCAUUGCCGCAAAAGCCAUACGGAGCCGGCGGCUCUCAAGCGUCUCCAGUCUUCAACAACCACUCCUUCCCGCCCUCUCGAUACAGCCAGGGGCGCCUGUCCGGCGUUAACACCAUGCCGAAUACCCCCGGAGCUGCACAUGGGCCAAGGAAAAGCCCACUGCAGAUGCCCGAUUGGAAGUUCCCAGCGGUGCGCUCGCCCCUCUCCGAGUAUGGGGAUAGGUCGCCCGGAGGCCAGGACGAAGACUACCUAGGCACGCCGGCCUCGGCUACGGGCGGCCAUAUCAACCAGCCGGUUCGUUCCAGAGAUCCGAUUCCUGCCGUCGUAGAACAUGCGGCCCCUGCCCCGGCCCCGGUGGCGCGAAUACUAUCUACCAGUAGCGUAGCCGAAGGGACGCCAAGGAGCAGUGGUGACUUCUACUCCUUGAGCAACAAUUCGAGCGAGACAUUGGCCUCGGAAUAUUUGACACAACCACCACGGAAUGGUGCAAGGCCGCCACAUUUAAGGAAGAGCUCUGGCUUGUCAUUGUUGGGACAGCAGGCAAAGUUGCCGGAAGCUCUGAUGAUGGGUUAUGCACAAGUCCAAGGGUCAUUCACGUUGGACGGAUCACUUAUUAAUCUAGGGCCCUUCGAGGCGGUCAAGAGAAAGGCCGUUGUUGGCGGACAGGGUGGAGGAGUCAUUGGCCUUGAGCCGUCGAAACGCGACAGCGGACUGCUCAAAAACUUCGGUUGGGGCUCCUGGGGCAACUCAAUCGGCGAGCUGCUAGGCGCCAACGAGCUGAGCAGCAUCAAGGAGAUGCGUGGCACUGCAAGCACCAAAUCGAUACCUCUGCUUUCGACGCCACAGUCAAUUCUCUUUGUGGAUUUACAACUUGCUCCCGGGGAGAGUAAGUCUUACGAAUAUUCGUUUAAACUGCCAAAGGGCCUACCUCCGACACACAAGGGCAAAGCUAUGAAGAUCAUAUACAGCCUUGUCAUUGGCACACAAAGGCCUGGGGGCACCAGGGAACAGCAGGUCAAAUCGGUGGAGAUCCCAUUUCGCGUGUUGGGAAGCGUGAACAGCCACGGCGAGAUUCUGGGCCAUGAUCUCAUGUCACCCUACAUCAUUCUUCGAGACCUGGCAAAAGUGCAACAGCUGGACAAAAACGCGACAAACUUGGAAAGGAAGAAGCCCAAGCCCGCACAGCCGCCGGGUUCAACGCUGCAGGGAUUUCUAGGAUAUGUGGACGAACUUCUUGAUCGGCCAAGGAAUGGCGCCGGCCUUCUUUCUCCUACAGCUCACGGGCCAUCGUCUCGACGGCCUUCAGCAUUUGAGGAAGCAGCCACAGCGCGCGAUGCAAUAGACCUUGCUAUCCUGCGGUCGAACCUCUCCUCGUAUGACACCGGCCAGAGUACGAACCGCUUCGAGAUUGCUCGCAAUGGACAGCGUGUCGGUGUCGUCAUGCUCGCCCGGCCUGCUUACAGACUUGGCGAGCAGGUCAGCAUGGCUAUCGACUUCACCAAUGCUGACGUGCCAUGCUAUGCCGUCCAUGCAUCUCUCGAGACAGCCGAGCGCGUUGAGCCGGCCUUUGCGCUGCGCAGCGAGGCUAGCGUGCACAGGGUGACGCGCAAGAUAUAUGGGAGCUCUAGCGAGGCCACACUCUUUUCGCGCAGGGUGGUCUUCAGCCCUACGAUCCCGAUCAAUGCCACGCCGGAGUUCAUGACGAGUGGCCUAAGCCUCGAGUGGAAGGUCAGGGUUGAGUUCGUGGUGCCGUCGUCUGGCGUCGAGUCCGAAGAGGCGGAAAGGCGCCAAGACGGCCCGCACCCGCUGCUGGAAGAGAUCUCGCGGGACGACAGGGGAGGCUUGGUCAUGGUCGCCGCGGAGAAUCUGGAGUGCGAAAGCUUCGAGGUCGCAGUGCCGCUGAGGGUGUACGGCGCUGUCUGCAACGGGCUUGAGAGGCUCGAGCGAGACGAGGCCGAGACAGGCCUGGCUGUAUAA
Truncatella angustata is the source of this 2535-nucleotide messenger RNA. RefSeq names its product Rgp1-domain-containing protein. Bases 1 to 2535 code for a protein of 844 amino acids. Gene Ontology annotation, cellular component: Golgi membrane; Ric1-Rgp1 guanyl-nucleotide exchange factor complex. Lineage: Eukaryota; Fungi; Ascomycota; Sordariomycetes; Amphisphaeriales; Sporocadaceae. The record is from RefSeq and is a predicted model, not a curated record. Gene Ontology annotation, biological process: retrograde transport, endosome to Golgi. The transcript has a single exon.